Molecule: messenger RNA, 681 nt
Organism: Drosophila obscura
Lineage: Eukaryota; Metazoa; Arthropoda; Insecta; Diptera; Drosophilidae
Product: sex-regulated protein janus-A
Exons: 3
Coding region: 61-516 (151 amino acids)
Biological process (GO): peptidyl-histidine dephosphorylation
Cellular component (GO): cytosol
Molecular function (GO): protein histidine phosphatase activity
Source: RefSeq, a predicted model, not a curated record
GAUACACGACUUUGGAUUCCGCGUGUCGGUAUUUUUGUGCGAUAUUGCAUAUCGACUAAAAUGCUGAAAUCAGCUGCUACGGCACUAUAUAGAAAAACUUAUAAUAUCUUGCAAGCACAGCGACAAAUCAAAAGCAACACGCACAAAAUGGCAGAGCUAGCUGCUAUUCCUCUCGUGGAAAUUGAGGACCAAGGCAUUUUUAAAUAUAUUCUCAUAAAGGUGACCGGGAAAGAGACUGAAGACGGUUCUGAGCCCAGCAAACUGAUUGUUCGGGGCUAUGCAGACUGCGAAUGGCAUGCGGAUAUAUAUGAGCGUACGCAGAAGAUCUGCAAAUCGGGGGCACUGGACACCGAAUGCCUUGGUGGAGGACGUAUUGAACAUAACCCUCAAAAGAAGUACUUGAAGGUAUAUGGACAUUCCACGGGUUAUGGAAGAGCGGAUCACUCAGAAUCGAAACGAAUUCUACUAACCAAGUACACGAACUACGAGAUUGAAACUUCAGAUGAAGGAUAUUAGGCUCCAUUGCUUAAAAUAAACAUCAAAACAUCUAAGGAGGCGGCGCCAGCAUUUCAUUGAAAUGUAAAUUUCAUGGAAAGCCAGUCGAUCAGUAGUGUGCAACUGUUCACAUAUCCCCUACAUUACAAAUUUGGAAUCCUCUCAAAAUUAUAGUCAGCUUUUUUC